Messenger RNA from Emericellopsis cladophorae, 1182 nucleotides. RefSeq lists its product as uncharacterized. Bases 1 to 1182 code for a protein of 393 amino acids. Lineage: Eukaryota; Fungi; Ascomycota; Sordariomycetes; Hypocreales; Bionectriaceae. The transcript has a single exon. The record is from RefSeq and is a predicted model, not a curated record.
AUGCCACGGAGCAGACGCCUCCGCCGGAGGCCGUCAACGCCGAACCUCCAGCAGGCCGGGAGCUCGCACACCGCCGAUCCUGCAUCACCACCCGAGACGCCCACCAGAUUUUCCCCAUUCUCCCGCAAAAGCAGCCUCAAACCACGACACCAGCCGCCUUUUGCUGCGCUGGCCGACGAUCCCCAUAUCCGGCCCGUAGGCGACGGGCACCAGUUCAGCUACAGGCCGUCAAUAGGGCCGGCGCAACUCAGCCCUAUGGACUCGUCUUCAGAUUCGUCGCAGGCUAUAGAUAGCUCGGAUGAAGAGGUGGAUGACGAGGAAGAUGACGAUGAACAAGACAGUUUGGGGCAAAAUAUGCCAAUGGAACUCAAUCGCUCGAGAUAUGAGAUCUUCUUGAGGAAACAGAGUCAAUCAGAUUCUGAAGAGGAGGAAUCCGAUGAAGAAGAGGAGGACAAUGCGAGCCAACGAGACAACGAUGAUCCAAGCGACAUCGAUGCGACGAAGCAGACUUCAUCAGCAAAGACAUCUGCCGUGGUCUGGGACAUACAAGUGGUCGAAGACAUGGACCCGAUGGACCCAGGCAGUCCUGCGCUUGAGAUACUCUAUCCUUAUGAGAUUGAGGCCUCGAGAGCUGGAACCCCCUCGACACAGAGAGACCACCCAAACAUCAGCCGGCCGCCUCCGUCGAGACUCAACCGCACAACAGCCGUGGCAUCGCCGUCUUCCUCCGACGAGGACUCGGAGGAGGAUUCGGAUAACUUGGAUUCGGACAACGACGAUGCAUGUACGGCGGAUCUCGAUCCUGAGCGCGCUGCCUUUGAGCGCCACCAGGAACAUAUGCGUCGCCUCCGUCGCGUGAGCAUGUCCAGCAGCGUCGGCAAACGCACGCACAGCGAGUUGUCGGACGACAGCGACGACGAAUUCCUCGACGUCAACGACGUCGGCUCCAGCGCUCGCCGCUUCCGGAAACGCCUGCACCGCAGCAGUCUCCUCUUCCACGACCCGCCGCAGAAGAUUGUCGAGCUGGAGGAGCCCAACUCGAGUGAAGACGAAUGGGUCAUCCGCGCCAAGGCGGGGCGCAAGCUGGCGCAGGAGCUGCCUUAUUUCUGGGAGAUGGAGGUCUCGGAAGUGGAAUCGAGCUACGACUUUACGUUCACGGUGGAGGACAAGACGAGAAAAUGA